AUGAAGGAGGUGGACCUGGAAACCCGCACAACGAAGGAAGGCCGUGUCGAAACCCUGGUAAUCUGUGCUAUCGAGAAGGAUGGCAGGAUCGUUAAGGAGCUAACGCUCGCUUUCCCAGACCAGUCCAAGGCCAGCACAUUUGUAAACUGCGUCACACUGUUCUCUCUAGCUUUGCGAAGGAAGCAAGAUUGA
Molecule: messenger RNA, 192 nt
Organism: Symbiodinium necroappetens
Lineage: Eukaryota; Dinophyceae; Suessiales; Symbiodiniaceae
Source: the annotation of a GenBank genome assembly